Messenger RNA from Thunnus maccoyii (southern bluefin tuna), 2502 nucleotides. RefSeq names its product solute carrier family 8 member B1 (gene slc8b1). Gene Ontology annotation, cellular component: membrane. Gene Ontology annotation, biological process: intracellular calcium ion homeostasis; calcium export from the mitochondrion. The coding region runs from base 264 to 2057 and encodes 597 amino acids. Gene Ontology annotation, molecular function: calcium:sodium antiporter activity. NCBI's taxonomy places the organism in Eukaryota, Metazoa, Chordata, Actinopteri, Scombriformes, Scombridae. The transcript has 15 exons. The record is from RefSeq and is a predicted model, not a curated record.
UUGGAAAAACAGUAGGUGGGGUUUUGGUGAAGGUGUACAGACUGUACUCGACAUCGAGAGUGAGCAAACACUCACUUAAAGGGACUGAAAGAAACAAACCGCAUAUGUUAAGGUGAAGCUUCAGCUGCAACAACAGCGACGCGUAUUUUACAGAUUUAUUUCGCAGCUCUCUUCGGUGUAAUUUGAGCUGAAAGGUCCGGACAGCAGCAGGACUAAACAUAAACGCAACCAGGAUGGAUGCGGCUCCAGGAUAAAAGUGAAUCAUGUCUUCAGCUGUUUUACUGUCAGUUUUGCUGGUGUUUCACCAGCAGGUUUCCUCGGACUCUUAUGUCUUUAGGAGCCGAACUGGUGUCGGAGUAGUCAGGGGGUCCUCAAACACAACACUUGCCAUGAUGUCUGAAAACAACAACAACAACGACGAGGUCGGUGUGAAAGCUGAGAACUGUGACCGUGUGAUGAACCUCAGUGCUGCGGAACGCUGUGAGUUUGUGAAGAGCACACCGGACUGUAACAUGGAGGACGGCUUCAUCAACUACCUUAGCUUGGCCUUCUGUCUGCUUCCACCUGACCUCACACCUCUCACCAUCACUCUCUGUAUUAUAUGGCUGCUCUUUUUGUUCGUCAUUCUCGGACUCACUGCAUCUAAGUUUUUCUGUCCCAACUUGUCGGCCAUCUCUACCAGUCUGCACCUCACUCAUAACGUGGCCGGUGUGACUCUUCUGGCUCUUGGGAACGGAGCUCCCGACAUCUUUAGUGCCAUGGCAGCUUUCUCCCACCCACACACUGCUGGGCUCGCUGUCGGAGCUUUAUUUGGAGCUGGUAUUUUUGUCACCACAGUAGUUGCAGGCAGCGUGGCGCUAGUCAAGCCUUUCGCUGUGGCCUCCCGACCUUUUCUGCGUGAUGUCAUCUUCUACAUGGCGGCUGUGUAUUGGACGUUCCUUAUCCUGUACAGAGGAACCACGACACUGGCAGAAACACUAGGUUAUCUGGGCCUCUAUGUGGUGUAUGUGUUGACUGUAGUUAUUAGCGCGUACAUCUACAACAGGCAGAAACAUUCGAUGAACGGAAGUGUCCGAAAUGUUGCUCAUAUUCCAGCAGAGUUUCACUCGUCUGACUCAUCUGAUGAUGACGUUCCUUGUUUAGGUGCUGGGACAAUCCAGCAGGAAUAUGAGUCAGAGUACAGGCCUCUUCUGCCUUACUCUGAGUCCACGAGUCAGAUCCUGCUGAGCUCUCUCAACCCAGUGGACAACAGGAAGUGGAGGAGGAAAUCAUGGAGCUGGAGAGUCCUCAAAGUCCUGAAGACACCUCUAGAGGUCCUGCUGCUGCUCUGUAUCCCUGUGGUUGAUCCUGAUAAAGAAGACAAGAACUGGAGACGCCCGCUGAACUGUCUUCAGCUCACCACUGCUCCACUGGUGUGCGUGCUCUCCUUCCAGUCUGGAAUAUAUGGAGAUUAUAUGAUCCAAGGACAGUUUCCCCUCUGGCUGCUGACUCUCCUUCUGGGACUUUUCCUGUCUGGCAUUGUCUUCUGCACCACAACCAACGACUGUCCUCCCAGAUAUCACCCCCUGUUUGCUCUUUUGGGCUUUGUGGUGAGCGCAGUGUUGAUCAGCGCUGCGGCCUCUGAAGUGGUCAGUCUUCUGCACAUGCUCGGUGUGGUACUGAGUCUCAGCAGCACCGUGCUGGGUCUGACUCUGCUGGCCUGGGGCAACAGCAUAGGAGACUGUUUUUCUGACAUCACCAUUGCACGGCAAGGCUACCCACGGAUGGCCAUAUCUGCCUGCUUUGGAGGCAUCAUUUUCAACAUGCUGUUAGGAGUGGGUUUGGGAUGUCUGGUGCAGAUGAUUAAAACACAAUCUGAUGUGCAGUUUGAACCAGAGGGACCGUUGACAUGGGUUCUUGCAGGAUCUCUGGGUUUGUCUUUGGUUCUGUCCUUUGUCAUUGUUCCUAUGUGCCGGUUCCACUUGGGUCGGACCUACGGGAUCUUUCUCCUCAUCUUCUAUGCCAUCUUCCUCGUCAUUGCAAUGCUCACAGAAUUUGGCAAGAUCCGUUUUGUAUAGACCCGACACUGAGGCCAGUAUGACACUGAGAGACAUCCUGCUAUGAUGUAAAAUGACACUGGAACAAUGGCGGCACUGAGCAUGGACGGAUGACAUCUUCUACACAUAAUGUUAAUGCACUAUUUAUACAAGAAUCAACAGUACAUCUGUCUGCUACCUAGAGCCAUGCUGUGAUUGGUUCAUGAAACCAAGCAGGCAACUUAAGGAUGAACAGUUUCCUGCUCAGGGAGAGUUGAAACUAACGUGCCUUGCCUCAGCCUCUUGUUUGUGCUGACUGGAGCUACGAUGGCACUUUUUGAGUCCCAAGGGACUGUAAAAAAAUAUGUGGAGUUAAGCAUUUGUACUUUGAAACUUUGAUACAUUAAAUGUACUGUCAAUCAAACAUUAUGUAAAAAUGACCUUGUACAAAGCUGCUUUUGGGGAAAUAAACAACUUUGGUUUGGUA